Xiphophorus hellerii (green swordtail) is the source of this 1333-nucleotide messenger RNA. RefSeq names its product abnormal spindle-like microcephaly-associated protein homolog. Gene Ontology annotation, molecular function: calmodulin binding. NCBI's taxonomy places the organism in Eukaryota, Metazoa, Chordata, Actinopteri, Cyprinodontiformes, Poeciliidae. Gene Ontology annotation, cellular component: spindle pole. The record is from RefSeq and is a predicted model, not a curated record. Gene Ontology annotation, biological process: spindle organization; establishment of meiotic spindle localization; mitotic cell cycle. Bases 1 to 1245 code for a protein of 414 amino acids. The transcript has 7 exons.
AUGGUGCUGGAGGACCCCAAACAAAAGAAGAAGAAAGUAGGGCGGAGCUGGAGGACCAAACCCCUCAUAGCAGACACAAAGGAACGCAAAGACAGACAAGCGUCUCAAACUCCAGGCCUCCAGUCGCAGUCCUGCAGUACCUGCAGGACUGCGACUGGGCUCAACUCGUCCAUACCGGACAACGUUGUUAGCCUGGAGGGGCUCGCUACAUUCCGCGCAGACAGGAGCAGCGAUCUCAGCGGUAAAACCCGAGGAGGGGGGCUGUGUAUCUACAUCAACAACAACCGGUGUAAAAAUGCCAUGACUGUCGCCAGUUACUGCUCCCCGGACAUCGAGCUUCUGACUGUUAACUGCAGACCAUUCUACCUGCCCAGGGAGUUUACUGUUGUUAGCAUCACUGCCGUAUAUGUGCCCCCCAGUGCUAACACUAAAGAGGCUAUGAGUGUUCUCUACCGGACCAUCAGUACUUCAUCAAUAUUAAGGAAAUAUUUACUCGUGAAGCUGAGGCUCCGCUUGCGCAAAAUCUCUGCUGAAGUACGAGAGGAAGACAAACUCUGCAACAAAACCUCUUCUGCGCUGGAGUAUCUCCUCCGAUACAAACACUUCUCCUUCAUCCUGGAGGCCCUGAAGAACCUCGAGGCCGCCACCAGGCUGUCGCCAGAGUGCUGCGAGCGGCUGGUGGGAAGCGACGCCACCGGUGUCAUCUUCACGCUGAUACGCAGCUGCAACCGGAGCGGACCCUGCAUGGAGGUCAUCACCUUCUCCGUCCAGAUCCUCCUCAACCUCUCCAAGUACCACCUGACCAUAGAGGCGGUGUAUUCGGUGGAAAACUCCCUGGAAACGCUGCUGGAUUUACUGCAGAAAUACCGGGAGAAAGCCGGGGACAAGGUGGCCGAAAAGGGCGGCAGCAUCUUCACCAAAGCCUGCUUCCUUCUCGCUCUGCUGCUGCAGGACGAGCGCCGCGCUCAGGAGGUGGUGAAGCUGCCUAAAGUUUUGGACCGGAUACGCAGCAUCUACCGGCUCACCGCGCGGAAACACAAAAUGGACGAAGAGCGCAGCAUCACCAGGCAGAGAAUCAACGCCUCGAUCAACGGGAGCUUCUUUGUUCCGCCAACGCCGCGCAAAUCCAAACCGCCACCAAAGUUUGCACCAGAUUGGGUUCUGAGGAAGGACAAACUGAAAGACGUCGUCGAUCCCCUCAGGGCGAUCCAGAUGGUGGCGGAAACGCUCGCCAUCGUUUUAUAAACAGAAAACCUUCAAGAGUCUUUUUGUUUUCACAGAAAACCUCAGAUUUUUAAUAUUUUUUGUUUUGUUUUUCAAUCAAAUGAUUUGU